Magnusiomyces paraingens is the source of this 639-nucleotide messenger RNA. Its product is annotated as 60S ribosomal protein eL15. Gene Ontology annotation, molecular function: RNA binding; structural constituent of ribosome. Lineage: Eukaryota; Fungi; Ascomycota; Dipodascomycetes; Dipodascales; Dipodascaceae. Bases 1 to 639 code for a protein of 212 amino acids. Gene Ontology annotation, biological process: cytoplasmic translation. The transcript has 2 exons. The record is from RefSeq and is a predicted model, not a curated record. Gene Ontology annotation, cellular component: ribosome; cytosolic large ribosomal subunit.
AUGGAGAUUUCCGAUCAUGACAGACUUGACCUAGUGACGGGGUAUCUUGAAGAGCUUCACAGAAAGAAGCAGUCCGACGUUUUGCGAUUCAUUCUCAGAAUCAGAUGCUGGGAGUACCGUCAGCUGAAGGCCAUUCACCGUGCCUCCCGCCCCUCCCGCCCUGAUAAGGCUCACCGUCUCGGUUACAAGGCCAAGCAGGGCUUUGUCAUCUACCGUAUUCGCGUUCGCAGAGGUGGCCGCAAGCGCCCUGUUCACAAGGGUGCUACCUACGGUAAGCCCACCAACCAGGGUGUUACUCAGCUUAAGUACCAGAGAUCUCUCCGUGCUACUGCUGAGGAGCGUGUUGGCCGUCGUGCUGGUAACCUCCGUGUCUUGAACUCUUACUGGGUUAACCAGGACUCUACCUACAAGUACUUUGAGGUUAUUCUUGUUGAUCCCCAGCACAAUGCUAUCCGCAACGACCCCAGAUACAACUGGAUUGCUAAGCCCGUCCACAAGCACCGUGAGGCUCGUUCCCUUACUGCCACUGGCAAGAAGUCCAGAGGUAUCAACAAGGGCCACAAGUACAACAACACCAAGGCUGGCAGAAGACACACUUGGAAGAAGCACAACACUCUCAGCCUCUGGAGAUUCCGUUAA